UAAAUAGAGUUAUGAUCGUAUUUUUUUAACCAACAUCUCCCCCCUUCUUCUCCUAAAAAACUUGUAGGUAUAAUUACUUUCCAGCGCAAAUCCAUCUAUCUCUUUACGAAAAUUUCGAAGUUGUUUUUCCUGGAAAAAAAAAAAAGAAAAGAAAAGAAAACGAAACCAGAAAGAAAGCCUCUCUACAUCUCAAUCUCCUGAUUAGAGAAAAUAUAUAAAAAAGGAAGAUGGGCGUGAAGCAAGCUAUAAAAAGCCUGGAUGCGUUUCCUCGUGCGGAGGAACAUUUGUUGCAGAAGACGCAGUCGGGAGCUCUAGUCUCGAUCGUUGGUUUAGUGAUAAUGGCCGCGCUGUUCAUUCACGAGCUUACGUAUUAUCUUACUACUUAUACCGUUCAUCAGAUGUCAGUAGACUUGAAACGUGGGGAAACACUUCCAAUUCACAUUAAUAUGACAUUUCCUUCAUUACCUUGUGAUGUCUUAAGUGUAGAUGCCAUUGACAUGUCAGGCAAGCACGAAGUGGAUCUUGAUACUAACAUAUGGAAACUUCGCCUGAACAGUCAUGGUCAUAUCAUUGGGACUGAAUAUUUGUCCGACCUUGUGGAAAAGGAGCAUGCAGCUGACAAGCAUGAUAUUGUCCUUGGUGUUGCACAUCUACUUUAUGGUUUUAAUUUAAUUUAUCUUUUUGAUGAUGAGAAGGAACAUCAUGAUGAUUCUAACAAGAAGUUUCAAGCACUUGGCUUCGAUCAAGAAGCGGAAAACAUGAUCAAGAAGGUGAAGCAAGCACUGGUCAAUGGAGAAGGAUGCCGGGUUUAUGGGGUAUUAGAUGUCCAAAGGGUGGCUGGAAACUUCCACAUUUCAGUUCAUGGGUUAAACAUUAAUGUUGCUCAAAUGAUCUUUGGAGGAGCAACACAUGUCAAUGUAAGUCAUAUGAUUCAUGAUUUAUCAUUCGGGCCAAAAUAUCCAGGACUUCACAACCCGCUUGAUGGUACUGUGCGGAUUUUGCAUGAUACUAGUGGAACAUUCAAGUAUUACAUAAAGAUUGUCCCUACUGAGUACAGAUAUAUCUCAAAGGAAGUUUUGCCAACAAAUCAGUUCUCCGUUACAGAAUAUUUUUCCCCUAUGAAUGAGUUUGAUAGGACAUGGCCAGCUGUUUACUUUUUAUAUGAUCUGUCACCAAUCACUGUGACUAUAAAAGAAGAGUGCCAAAGCUUUCUCCAUUUCAUCACUCGACUUUGUGCAGUAUUGGGAGGGACAUUUGCUUUAACAGGAAUGCUAGAUCGUUGGAUGUAUAGGCUUCUUGAAGGACUGACUAAACCAAGCGCUAGGGGUGGUGUGUAUCGGUAGAGUUUUGGAGUACAAAAACAACAUUAACUCACAUGUGCACCUUUCGGUAGAAUUCUGAAUUGGUGGAAAUCACUGGCUUCUGAUCAUAGCAUCCUGACCUUAGAAUGCAGAGAGUGUGGAUUAAAAGAAUGUAUACAACCUAUAGUCUGUGACUUGGUAAAUUAUUCCAUGCAGUGUUCUUUCUUA
Durio zibethinus is the source of this 1529-nucleotide messenger RNA. The record is from RefSeq and is a predicted model, not a curated record. Lineage: Eukaryota; Viridiplantae; Streptophyta; Magnoliopsida; Malvales; Malvaceae.